GAAACUCUAAAUCAUGAUCUAAUUAACCCUCUCAACAAAUUAAUUACACAUCCACUAAUAAUACCCCAAAUCUAGAAUCUAAAACUAAACUAUUCAACAUCUAACACCCAACCAUCUAUUAUUACUCUCACAAGUUCUUUCCCACUUUAUUUUUUGUUUCUUCUUCACAUUCAUAUAUUCAUUCAUUCACAUUUCACACUUUUACAUAUAUGCGAAUCUCAUUUUUAUCAAUAACCUCAUCUUCUUCACAUUCCUCUUCUAUCCUAACCCCUCCGGCGACGCCGUACAAUCAUCUCCGCCGGCGACAUCAUCACUCUUUCAAUGGCUUCCAUUCCCGUUUUCUCUCCUUUAACUAACAUUAAACUUCGUCAACCUUUAAUAACUUCUAAACCUCUCUUAUUCUCUCGCUCUUCUUUUCCCAUUCAAAGAUUCUCAAAGGGUGGUUCUAUAUCAAGAUUAUCUUGUUCAUCUUCGAGUUUUCAUCGGAGAGUUGGGUUUAACAAUAAACAAGGAAAAUCUUCGUUUCUUGAAUUUGGUGUUGAUGAAAUUGAAAGUGUUGAAGUUGUUGGUGAAAGAGAUUGGUCUCAGAUUUUGUCUGCAUUGCUUCCUUUUGUUGUUGCUGUUACUGCUGUUGCUGCUCUUUCUCAACCUUCCACUUUUACUUGGGUAUCUAAAGAGUUAUAUGCUCCAGCUCUUGGUGGGAUUAUGUUGUCUAUUGGGAUAAAACUAUCGAUAGACGACUUUGCUCUUGCAUUCAAAAGGCCUUUACCACUUUCCAUUGGACUUAUUGCUCAAUAUGUACUGAAACCUCUACUUGGUGUCUUGAUUGCAAAGGCUUUUGGUUUGCCUAGAAUGUUUUAUGCAGGCUUUGUCCUCACAGCUUGUGUUUCAGGGGCUCAGUUAUCUAGCUAUGCAAGCUUUAUAAGCAAAGGCGAUGUAGCCCUAUGCAUUGUUCUAACAAGCUAUAGCACUAUUGCAUCAGUAAUUGUUACACCUUUAUUAACUGGUCUUCUAAUUGGAUCUGUAGUGCCAGUUGAUGCAGUUUCCAUGUCAAAGUCCAUAUUACAGGUUGUUCUUGCUCCAGUGACACUUGGUCUUAUUCUCAAUACGUAUGCAAAGCCAGUUGUAUCUAUUCUUCGACCUGUGAUGCCCUUUGUUGCUAUGAUUUGUACUUCCAUGUGCAUUGGUAGUCCUCUUGCUAUAAACCGAAGUCAAAUUUUGUCAGGCCAAGGUCUUCGAUUGGUUGCUCCAGUAUUAAUAUUUCAUGCUGCUGCCUUCACCUUAGGAUAUUGGUUCUCAAACCUUCCAUCUUUAAGGCAGGAAGAACAGGUGAGCAAGACGAUUUCAUUAUGCACUGGAAUGCAGAGUUCGACACUUGCAGGCCUUCUUGCAACACAAUUUUUGGGAAGUAGUCAAGCAGUUCCUGCUGCAUGUUCUGUCGUAGCCAUGGCUAUAAUGGGUCUCUGUCUUGCUUCUUUUUGGGGAAAAGGUUUUGAAAUUAGAAACCUGUUUUCAUCAUUACCUUCACUCAGAACCGAUUCUGCUUUUGAGUCUUAAUUUCUUGUUUCUUAUUUGUUGGCAUUGGCAUUGGUUGGAGGAUGAUGAAGCUUGAUAAAUUUAGUAUAGUGGUACUAAUAUCAGAGAUGGCUUAGGAAAUGUAGGUAUACAAGAAAUUUCAAGUGUAUAGGUUAGUCGGAAAGCGUUUUUGUUAGUAACACACGGUAUACACGGCCAAAGGAUGCACGGAUAUUAUUUAUUCUUAUGUAGCUGCUGCAAAUGAAAAACCCUGUACAUAGACAUGAGCUUAGUAUAUUGAUGAUUGAUUUAUUGAUUAA
Trifolium pratense (red clover) is the source of this 1835-nucleotide messenger RNA. Its product is annotated as probable sodium/metabolite cotransporter BASS3, chloroplastic. The record is from RefSeq and is a predicted model, not a curated record. The coding region runs from base 322 to 1557 and encodes 411 amino acids. Gene Ontology annotation, cellular component: membrane. NCBI's taxonomy places the organism in Eukaryota, Viridiplantae, Streptophyta, Magnoliopsida, Fabales, Fabaceae. The transcript is spliced from 5 exons.